This is a messenger RNA of Cyclospora cayetanensis, 1572 nucleotides long. RefSeq lists its product as uncharacterized. The coding region runs from base 1 to 1572 and encodes 523 amino acids. NCBI's taxonomy places the organism in Eukaryota, Apicomplexa, Conoidasida, Eucoccidiorida, Eimeriidae. The record is from RefSeq and is a predicted model, not a curated record. The transcript has 3 exons.
AUGGCGCACAACAGGGAGCGGCAAGGAGGCGAGUCCGUAAAGGUACUCGGGGAAAGCGAGGUCCACGGAAGGCUACAGGAGGGCCUCCAGCAAAGUGAUGCCGCUGCAUCUGAAGCGCCGACAUCGGAGCUUGGAGGUCGCUUUUUGUCUCUGGACAGCACUUCCAUGAAGUCCGUUCCCAAUCCAGCUGUUGGCAACAGUGAAACUGUGGCGUCUGCAUCGUGUCCACCAGAUGUACCUGAUCCAAGCAGCAAUAUGCGAAUUCCCCCUUCCCAUACAUUUGUGGUUCACACAGCUCGGGCGGUAGAUCCGCUUGUUGGAGAAUUGUUCAUAUGCCCCCAUACGCUUGAGGCCUUGUGCUUGCAUCGAAUGCUCGGCCUUCCUCUAACGCUCGUGUGGGAGCCUCUCCCACCCCUUUCCCCAUAUCCUCACAUCUAUUUGCCCGCAAGGCAGUCGUGGUGGUUCUCAGGCAGCGUGGAUCCCCUUCUUCCCGCUGCAGUAGAUCCAACCACCGGCAGGCUCUUAAGUGGCAACAGGCUUCUGGAAACACUCCGGAGGCGCUGUACCCGUUCUAAAGAAGCCGAUGCAGAGUCAGGGGACCCCCAACUCUGUACCGAAACUUCUAGCAUAGGCUAUGCAAGUCAAUUCAGCGAAAAGGGGAGGCAGGAGGACAUCGCGGGGAAGAUCGAUUCGCCUGAACAUCCCAUCUGCAUAGGCACCUGCGACACCCAAAGUUCUGCUGCAGUAGAACAAGGUACUCAGAUCGCCACCAUUGAGCUCGUGCAGCAGGCUGUACAGUCAGCUCUACGCUUCUUUUUAUGGAAGAAUGAGGCAACUUUUCAGAAUUUUACAAAACCCUUAUUUCAGAACAACCUGGGAUAUAUGUAUGGGAGCUACUACUGCUGGGCUAUGAGGCGUGGCAUUCUCGAUGCCUCAGUCGCUUGCAGAAGUCCUCGAGUGUCUGCCGAAGACCUCACGCGCCCCUUUCCCAGCUUAUUAGGUUCUGGAUCAGCCGAAGGUGAUAGCACGUUGGAGGAGCUCUUAGUUGUUGACCGACUUCGUAGGGCACUUCGCGUUGUUGAGCACCUACUGCAGGGGCGGCUGUUCUUUGGCGGGUCAAGAGCAGACGCAGUCGACGCAGCAGUGUUUGCGCAUCUCGCGAUUCUGUUCUCCUUGCCACUCCCAGAUUGCCGAGAACUUCAAGCGCUUCUUUCGAACUAUGGAGCCUUGCUUCAGUACUGCCACAGGGUUCAGCAAGUCCAUCGGAUAUGGCCAUCUGGACCAUCGUUCCUGUUUGGAGUUUUAUCACAGUCUGAAAUGGCGUCUGGAACCUUCUUGCGUGUGCACUCGUGGAGGCAGCGACGGGGUGCUGCACUACUAGAAAGUUCUGAUGACCAGCAGGACAUCGGGACAGAAGGGGAAUUGUACCGGUUCUUUUGGUGGCUCGGGGCAGCAGCGUGCUGUGCUGUUAUACUCGUCCUUUCUGGUAAGACACCAUUGCGGGUUACAACUGUGAACAGUAGUGCCAACUCUGCACUAUCUCGUGAAGGCAACGGAAACUCAAUUUGGUAG